GCGCUCUCCUUCAGCGGAGCCCCACGCAGCUGCUGUGGUUCCUCAGUGCUGGAGACUGCACUGCCACGAGUGGAGUGUCUCUCUCUCUCCUCUCACUCCUUUAGGAUAUUCACUUCCAAUGGACUAAUCUAUGAAUAAUCCAUCCCUUUCCCGCGAUCAUGACCUAUUAGUUUUAUCUCUAUCGAUAUCGUUUUGUGUGGAAUAAAAACGAACUUGUAUAAAUCCCAAAGGUUACUCAUCGCCACCGGUUUUAAUGUGUUUUAUGUGUUUGCGCUCCACUGUAAGGUAAACUGCUCCAUGUUUCAGUUUCUCGGCGCGUGCUUUUAUCCCGUGGAUGCGGCCGUUUGAGUGUUUGUUUGAGCCCAGCAGGAUCAACCUGUCAUAGGGCAUCAUGAUUUCUCUCCUUCGCAUGCGGAUAAGGAACAUUUUGCCGGAGAUGCUGAUCUUUUCCCCAAUUCUGUGUUUCUUUCCUCUGAUUGGAGCGGCUCCUGCUCUGACCACCGAGCAGCUGGACACGGGGGUGGACUGGCUGAGUAAGUUUGGCUACCUCCCACCACCUGACCCAGUAACCGGACAGCUUCAGACAAAGGAGGCCUUGACCAAGGCUAUAAAAGCCAUGCAGAGGUUUGGAGGGCUGAAAGAGACUGGGGUUUUAGACCAAGCCACAUUAGGGUUGAUGAAAACACCGAGGUGCUCACUACCAGAUGUGUCUCAGGCUGAGGUGACAACAAUGCGCAGAAAACGAAGUGUUACUCCUCAAAGCAAAUGGAACAAGAGGCAUCUUUCCUGGAGAGUGAGAACCUACCCAAAGGAUUCUGCCCUGCUUGGCAGGGACACAGUUCGGGCCCUCAUGUACUAUGCUUUGAAGGUCUGGAGCGAUAUUGCGCCUCUAAAUUUCCACGAGGUGGCCGGCAACAACGCAGACAUUCAGAUAGACUUCACUAAAGCCGACCACAAUGAUGGCUACCCCUUUGACGGGCCUGGUGGAACGGUGGCACAUGCCUUUUUCCCUGGAGAGAGGUUCACAGCUGGGGAUACACACUUUGAUGAUGAUGAACCAUGGACCUUCAGAUCACCAGACUCUCAUGGGAUGGACCUGUUUGCUGUUGCAGUCCAUGAGUUUGGUCAUGCUAUCGGUCUGGUUCACACCUCGGCCAUGGAAUCCAUCAUGAGGCCGUACUACCAGGGUCCUGUAGGGGACCCUCUGAAGUAUGAUCUACCCUAUGAAGACAAAGUGCGUGUCUGGCAACUCUACGGCGUCAGAGACUCAGUUUCCCACACAAAUCAACCAGGGGACCCCUCGCUCACACCUGAGCCUCCUGUCCUGCUUGAUCUCCCUGAAAACAGGUCCACUGUUCUGCUGGCACGAGACGCCCCAGACAGAUGCACAACUCACUUUGAUGCUGUGGCCCAGAUACGGGGGGAGGCCUUCUUUUUCAAAGGAAAGUACUUCUGGCGACUAACAAGGGAAAAGCAUCUGGUGUCUCUACGUCCUGCACAGAUCCAUCGCUUCUGGAGGGGGCUUCCAACCAACCUGGACAGUGUGGAUGCUGUGUAUGAGAGGCCAGGGGACCACAAAAUUGUCUUUUUCAAAGGGUUGAAAUACUGGGUGUUUAAAGACAAUAUUGUAGAGGAGGGUUACCCACGCCCAAUCAGUGACUUCGGCCUGCCUAUGGAGGGUGUGGACGCAGCUUUCGUUUGGCUUCACAAUGAAAAAACCUACUUCUUUAAAGACAAAGAGUACUGGCGUUAUGAUGACCACCUAAGACGCAUGGACCUGGGCUACCCAAAAGAAAGCACCCUCUGGAAAGGGUUGCCAUCACAACUUGAUGAUGUCAUGAGGUGGUCUGAUGGUUCUACAUACUUCUUCAAGGGAAAGGAGUACUGGAGAGUGCCGGACAGUGACAUGGAGGCGGAGACGGGAUACCCCCGUCUGAUUGCGAAGGACUGGCUGCUCUGCACCGAGAUGCAGUCGGACUCUCCAGACACUGAUGCCAAAAGUGCAGUCAACGUGCAGCGGCACCCAGAUCAUGCAGAGAACGGAUACGAGGUUUGCUCCUGCACCUCAGACACUGCUUCACCUUUGGGGGUCCGGCCCUCCCCAUCAUCACUCUGGCUACUGCCGCCUCUUUGGACAGUCUCAUUAUGCUUCUACUCUGAACUUCUAUGAUGGUGAAGCACUGGACAAAGCUCUUUCAAGCGGACUGAUCAAUAAUUAAAAAAUGUUGAUGCGAAACUCUUUUGUAUGUUUUUGCUCUGAUUUUGCAGUUAUUUAUUCAAUAAAUCCCUUUAUUAUUUUUUUUUUCUGUCUACAAAUGCACCUGACUUUCAAUGCUUUGUCAUUUUCAACAACAUCUCAUUAACAAAGGUUUUAAAGAGCAGAAGUAUUUUUUAAACAGGGUUCUUAUGUCUCCAUGUGCAACAGGUGUAGUUCAGUGAUCACUCAGGUGCACAGGUGAGCAACAUUUUAGGACAUAAGAUAGAAAAUAAUUAUUAAUGCCCAGCUUGGUAAAAUAAAUGCAAUUAAUCAAAAACAACUUACAGUUUUGAAAUGCUGUAAUAGUAUGCAGAUGUAAUGCUAAUGUCCUCUCAUUGAUUAUCUGUCAAACUUAAAUGAUUCAGGUCAUCAAAGAAAUGCUUGUAGCACUAUUUUCUUGCAGAAAAGAUAUCUUGAGUUUGAACACCUGGGAUCUUUCUACAUUUAGUAUGCAGGUCAUGCAUGGGUUUUCUCCAGGUAGCCCGGUUUUCUCCCACAGUCCAAAAACUGUUGAUUUAUGUUUCUAAACUGGCCUUAAGUGUGAGUGCAUGAGGACUUUUGGGAAUAUUUACACCAUUUCUAUAUUUCUGUCGGUUUGUGAAUAAUGGUUUAAACUAUGGUUUGCUUGGACCUCAAAACUAAUUAUAAUACACUUUAUUUAAAAAGGGACAGCAUACAGUGCAGUAAUAAAUUAAAAAAUUUGACCUACCGUUCUAAAUUAUAGCAUAAACUAAUUACCUCCGCCUAGGAGGUUAUGUUUUAAUCAGACUUGGUUUGUCUGGUUCAAAAUAAAUAAAAAGUUUUGGACUGAUUUUGCUUAAACUUUCAGAGAAGAUGCGUAUAGUGACUUGCAAAAAAGAUGAUCUCGAUUACUGAUUACCCUUAUUCGAAAGAUUCUGUGAAUACAGACAUUAACUUAACAUGGAAGUCACAACACGUCGGAGGAAAUUAGCUACUUGGGGGAGGCCAGCGUCUCUGAGUGCUUUUCUUUUUCAAAUCUGUAGUCUCUUGAUAGGUUAAUGAAGAGAUAUAUUAGAAGAGCAGUAGAGUAAAUGAAAAUUAAGCUUAAGAACAUACUUACUACUCACACCAGACAGGCGGACACAGAGUCAGUAAUUACAAAACUUAGCAGUUCUUAGCUGAUUUUGUAGAGUGGAUUAAAAAGAUGUCCAUGAUUUUGUUAAACAUCUGUCAUAGAUUUUCUUUAGUUUAGGGCCAUUAUCUCACUUUGUAGGACAGGGCCUCGUCCACUUGAACAGAAAACUGACUUUUCAUAGUGAAGUUAAGAUUACGAAGGUAUUUAAUGUUAUUUCCACAAUGGGCUAGUCUGGUUUAGUCGGCAUUUCCUUAAGUAAAUCAAAUCAUUAAAAAAGGCUUCUUGUGACUCAAUAUAUCUGUCAGAUAGUAAUAUUUGUUUAACCUGAAACAUUUAAGCAUGACAAGACGGCAAAAACAGGAUACUUAUUCAUAAUAGUUCAAACUCUUGCUAUUCUAUUUGGGUCCAAAAACAUGUUUAACAAAGUUUUGGCUUCUUAUUCAGAAGAAAAGAAACUUAUUUUCUCUGUUGGAACUUGUAAUUUUUUUUAAGAAAUUAAGAAAAAAAAGAUUUUAUAUUAUUGAAAAUAUUUUUUUUAAAACACAAAAGGCUUUUCAAAGUGGAAUUUGAAUAACUCCAAAAUGUAUUCAAACAUGUGUCUAUCAGCGAGCUCCUCACUGCUUAUAAUGAGUGUGAAUACUUAACACUGCCCCUCCUGUAGGUGGAUGGACCUGUUUCCUCGCUGUAAUUUGUUGACACUGAUCCAAAAUGAGGAUCUCCUGUUCAUCUGUGGGCUGAGUCUUUCUCAUAACUUCCCUGCUGUCAAAUGAAGAUUCCAUAUUCCUGUUUAUUUUAUUGCCUGCAGCUGCAUCAUCGUGGGCGCAGGAUUUAUUCUUGCUGUAAAGAUAUAUUUACCUAUAAACUGAUAUAUUUGACUGGAGAUGUUUUUGCAGCUAUUGCAUCACCAAGUGAACUGUGUAUAUUUUAAGCUGUGUUUUUAAUGUACAAUAUUUUUGUAAAAAAAAAACA
Messenger RNA from Cyprinodon variegatus (sheepshead minnow), 4322 nucleotides. Its product is annotated as matrix metalloproteinase-17-like. Gene Ontology annotation, cellular component: extracellular matrix. Gene Ontology annotation, biological process: extracellular matrix organization; collagen catabolic process; proteolysis. Lineage: Eukaryota; Metazoa; Chordata; Actinopteri; Cyprinodontiformes; Cyprinodontidae. The record is from RefSeq and is a predicted model, not a curated record. Gene Ontology annotation, molecular function: metalloendopeptidase activity; zinc ion binding. The transcript has 10 exons. Bases 392 to 2170 code for a protein of 592 amino acids.